GGAGCGGGGAGCAGCCUGUCUUCUCCAGCACAUACUUUGUGUGUCGUACUCCGGCGGGCGGGCGAGCUCGGGCGGAGAGAACUCCGACGCCGGCUCGCCCCAGCCAGCUCCCCAGGCCGCGGCCAUGGGAGGAGUGGAGGCUGCCGGGGGAGACCCGCUGCUCGGGGUGGUUUUGAAAUAGCGAGGAAGUUGAUCUGGGCUGCCGACCAAGGAGCGAGAGGGAGAGAGGAAAGGGGGAGCCGGGAGGAGCCAGGAUCAUGCACUCGGCUCGUUGAAGCCCAGCAGGCCAGACGGGGAUGUCUGUGAGGAGAGGCGACCCCAGUGCAGAGCGCUGAGGGGGAGUACGUGUCCGCAGGGAGGGGGCUGUGGGGCCUUUUCCAUCUGGGGGCUGACCAGCCUCCCUCUCCCCAGACCCCGCUUGCUUGGACUCAGCUGCAGCUCCCGGCCCCUCCGUGCCCCUGGCGAGAGGACCAUGAAAGAAUUCUGGCUUUGGCAGGGGAUUCAGCCACUCAGCGUGAAACUGACUCUCGGCUAUUUGCAUAGUGUGAUCCUAUUGGCUAAACAGUCCUGUUUCAUGAAGAAGACCUCAUUGGAGAGGACGACGACAUGCCAUCCUUCAGAUACAGACCAGAUGGCAGGACACGGACCAACUGCAGCCGGUGCCAGAAGAACCUGUCGCUCCAGACCUCCGUCAAAGGGCUGUACGUCUUCUGCGUCUUGCUGAUCAUCGCCGUGAUGGUGCUGGCGUCCCUGGUCUUUAAGAAGGUCAAUUCCAUAGCUGAUGACAUCAGCUCGGCCCAGACUUACUACGAGAAGAAGAUCGUGUCUGUCCAGGAGAACCUCCAGGAGCUCGAUCAGAAAUCCUCGGGGAACUGCUCCUUCUGCCAUGACACAGGGCAGCUGGGGCAGGAGAUAAGCAAGUUGCAGGAGGAACUGGAGAAGAUUCAGAAGAUGCUCUUGGGCCAGGAGAUCCUGCUGGACCAGACCUCACAGGGGUACCAGCGGCUCUCAUCCACCAGCAGCAAGAUCACCAGUGAGAUGGAUGGCUGCUCGUUCUCCAUCCGGCAGGUCAACCAGACCUUGGGGCAUUUCCUAGCCCAGGUGAGAGGCUGGCAGGCGGCCACCUCGGCGCUGGAUGACUCCCUGAAGGGGCUGCUGCAGGAGCGGUACGACGUCAAGGCGGUGGUGGAGCAGAUGAACUUCACGGUGGGGCAGACCUCGGAGUGGAUCCACGCCAUCCAGCGGAAGACGGACGAGGAGACGCUGACUCUGCAGAAGAUGGUGACCGAGUGGCAGAACUACACCCGGCUCUUCGGGAACCUGAGGGCCACCUCGUCCAAGACCAGCGAGCUGGUGAAGAGCAUCCAGGCCAGCAUGAGCUUGGCCUCGCAGAGGAUCAGCCAGAACGCGGAAGGCAUGCAUGACCUGGUGCUGCAGGUGAUGGGACUCCAGCUGCAGCUAGAUAAUAUCUCCUCCUUCCUGGACGACCACGAGGAGAACGUGCACGACCUGCAGUACCACACCAGGUACACACAGAACCGGACGGCGGAGCAGUUCGAGACCCUGGAGGGGCGCAUGACCUCGCACGAGAUCGAGAUCAGCACCAUCUUCACCAACAUCAACGCCACGGACAGCCACGUGCACAGCAUGCUCAAGUACCUGGACGACGUGCGGCUCUCCUGCACCUUGGGCUUCCACUCCCACGCCGAGGAGCUGUAUUACCUGAACAAGUCUGUCAGCCUGAUGCUGAGCACCACGGACCUGCUGCGGGAGCGGUUCAGCCUGCUCAGCGCCCGGCUGGACUUCGACAUCCGGAACCUGUCCAUGAUCAUGGAGGAAAUGAAAGUGGUGGACGUGAGGCACGGGGAGAUUCUGCGCAACGUCACCAUCUUACGAGGUGUGCCUGGCCUCCCUGGACCCAGAGGACUCAAAGGCGACGUGGGAGUGAAGGGGCCCGCAGGAAGCAAGGGGGAGAAGGGUGACGCCGGGGGCCUGGGCUCUCCCGGCCCGCAGGGCUCCAGAGGACCUCCAGGCAUCCCAGGCCCUCAAGGCGAGAGGGGACCGAUCGGCGUGAAGGGCGUGCCGGGCUUUAAAGGCGCUAAGGGCAGCUUUGGGCAAGCUGGCCUCAAAGGACAGAUGGGCCUGAAAGGCGACAUGGGCCCUCAGGGGCCGGAGGGAGCUCCGGGGCCGGUGGGGCCAGCAGGGCCGCGAGGGAAGCCAGGGAUCCCAGGGAAGCCAGGAUCUCCAGGCCAGCUUGGCCCACCAGGUCCAAAGGGAGACCCUGGUGUGCGUGGGCCCCCAGGCUUACCAGGGCCACCGGGUGUCUAAGCCAGCCCCACCCACAGCCCUGCCCUACGGGAUGCUGGCCCAGCUGGGACGGGGAGGGGAGGUCUCUGCAGUGCUGAGUGAACGUGCCAGCUGGCCGGAGGCGCAUCCCAAGGCCUGUCACUAGCAUCCCCCUGGGAGAUUCAGCCGGUGAUCCCGGCAGGGAGCCCGACCCCCUGCACCCUUCCCAGGACGUCCUGCCUGAGCAGAGCGGCUGGGAUCCCCGCUCGCUGUUAGGACCUGGAUCCACGCUGACCUGCACAGCAGGCAGCCCCCAGAGACAGCCGAGGGCAGCACGGCCCCCUGGAUGGGAAACCAGCGCUGUCCACGUCCCGCCCUUCCCUUUCCAAGAGCCUGCUUGUACCUGUUUGACCCAGACACGUGGGGCUGUUUGAAAGGCAAAGAGCUAAAUCUCCGUGUGUGUGAAAGAGACUGUGCUAGGCCUUGCCAAGAACACCCUGGGCUUUGCCCUGCAGCUGGGCCCAAGCAGGCCUCCCACGUCUCUCGUUCCCUGGCAGAGCCUGGGCGUUUUGCUGCCUGGCACAGACCGACGUGCCUCCGGCCGCUUCAUUGCCUUGGUUUCCAUCAUCCGCUUCUUUCCCUGCAUCCUCUGCUCCAGCCCUCGCUCACUGCAAGUGGGUCUGGGCCCCGCGCUCUCAUUCCACACCUGGUCGGGGCUGUCUCUGUGUAUUCAGACACGUUGAUUCUCCCUCCUGGCCCACAUGGCAGCCAGUUGGGCGUGGUCCAGAUGGCCUCAGCUGCUGGUACCCGUUCAGCUCCUGGUGGGCAGAAACCCAUGGCACAAUCACCCCUGUUGUCAGUAGCUACCGGUGUGGUGCUUUGCUCUUGUUCGAUGAUGAUAACAGUCGGCUGCAUGCGUGUCCCCUCUGUGUGCUGCCCCGGCUCUGCGCAGAUCGCUGACACAGCAGACCCGACAAGAACCCCCAAAGACACAGACUCUAGUAAGGUACGAAGGAACCCGAGCCAGGUUUAUUGUCAAACGAAGCACAGUAAUACUUCCCCGUAGACUCUACAAGACAUACUACGAAUUUGUGCCCCCUGGCAAUGGACCAGCUCAGUCAGUGACCGGACUCUCCACUGCCCCCUAGACUGGCCAAAGACGCGCACUCCGGGACCUACUUUUAUACAAAUUACUCAUCCCUAUUGACGUAUUGAGAUACAGCCCCUUGGCUCAUUAGGGUGCUGUCUCCCCUUUGAUCAUGUUGUUCCAGACAUACAGAUCUAUCCAUCGUGCUGUCCUGUCUUUAAGAUGCACCUGCCUGUUCCUUGUUAUGUCUAUGGAGUGUCCUUGUAUCAGGCUGUCCGGGUGCCAUCUUGGCACAAGUUCCUCUUAUUAGCCCUUAUGUGUGAACGCACCUGCUUCUAACAACCCUCUUCUCGCUAAGUUCUGUGAGUGGGGCCUGCCUCUGGCUCACAGCCCAGCUUUUGCUUAGCAAUGCCUGGAAGAACUUUGGUUCAGGCAUCAGGCCUCAGACUAGGCCUCUGACACAAGAGUUUAUAUUUCAGGGCCUCAUCUUACUACACCCACCAUCUCCGCUGGCACCCUCACUGGCUGCUUGCAAUAGAGGGGCCAAGGAUCGAACGGGCCCUGCUCCCCCCGAAGAGGGCUCCCUCCAAGUCAAGAUCGAGGGAUUUGGGGAGCAGACACUGUGCCCUAGGCAGCCAAGGCCACAGGCUCUGAAUUCACGUUUAAAACCUCCAGCCCCUUUGCAUCGAGAGCCCCUAAGAAGGAUGCUGACAGAUUGCAGCGGGGUCAGAGAGGAGCCGUGACUGAUUAAAGAAUCAGAGAACAUGUGCUAUAGUGAUAGACGCAAGGAGCUCGAUCUAUUAGCUUCACAGAGAGAUGGCUAGGGGGUGACUUGAUCCCGGUCUGUAAGUAUUUAGUAAUGGGAUCUUCAGUCUAGCAGAGGAAGGUCUAACACAACCCAACGACUGGGCGUUGAAGCGAGACACAUUCAGACUGGAUAGAAAAUGUACAGUUCAGAAAGUGAGGGUAAUUAACCGUUGGAGUAGCUUACCAUGGGCGGUGCUGGAUUUGUCAUCAGUGCCAUUUUUAAAUCACAAUUGGACGUUUGUCUAAAAGCUCUGCUCUAGGAAUUAUCUGGGGCAGGUCUCCGGCCUGUGUCAUGCCAGGUGGGUGGGGAGGAAGGGGUCAGACUAGCUGAUCACAGUGGGCCCUCCUGGCCUUGGGAUCCAUGAAAAGCUCCUUUGACAGCUACAGAGGCCCUGGGUGACCUGCCGAAAGCCACGUGCUGAGCCAGGGUGGAGUUAGAACCGAAGCCCCCGACUCACUCCCAGGCCGGUGGCUGAUUGAGAGGAGCACGGCUCCCUCUGUGGCUGGGCUGAACAGCUCAGCUCAUUGCUGUUCAGGAAUUGUAUUUAGAUCGCCCAGUGCUCAUCGUCUGGCAGAAGCUGGGGGGGAGUCAGUGAGAAUCUAGGAAGGGGUCACGCAGCAAGUCAGCACAGUACAGCUGGGAACCGAACCCCGGUCUCCGGAUUCCGGCUGCAGGAAGCGGCAGCACCUGGCAGUUCUGCAGGACCUUGCACCCAGCGGUGGGAGCCAGCAGACUGGGGUUUCACAGGAAUUGGCAGACUGGCUCAGCCCUGCGGCCCAGCUAGCCCAGCGUCCUGGCUCAGGCAGCAGUAGCACUAGAUGAUUCAGAGGAAGGUCUGAGACACCCCCUCCCCCCAGCUGCUGAUGAGGGAGAAUCUGCCCCUGACAUAGGGCUAAUCCUGAUCCCUAACAGUUAGGUAGAAGGCUGGAUAUUCCUGUUACCCAUAGACAUGCCCAAGUCCCUUUGACUUAUGUUAAGGUUUUAGCCUCAGUGACCUCCAGUGGCAGUGAGUUCCACAGACUAAUUGUGCCUUGUGUGAAAAAAAUAUUUUCCUUUGAUCAGCUUCUGAAUCUGCCCCUUCUAAUUUUCUUUGCAUGUCCCCUUGUUUAUGUCUCAUGAAUCAGGGAGAACAGAAGCUCCCGAUCUCCCUCCUCCAGAUGACUCAUUAUUUUAUAGGCUUCGAUCAGGUCCCUUCUUAGUCGGCUCCUCUCUAAGGUGUCAUUUGAAGCUCUGUCAGUGAGCGUGGUCAAGUCCCUUCCACCGCUCUGCGCCUCAGUUUCCCCAUCUGUGAAAUGGGAACAAGAAGACUCCCCCAGCUUCGAGAGGUGUGGCUGGAGAGCACUGCUUGUUACUGCCAUUCGGGCCUGUUUGCAGGGGCAGUUUAGAGAUGUGGAGGGAGAUCCGUCCUCGUCCGUUCCCAUUCAGCAAUCCAUCACCAUGGGGUCAAUGACUAAUGGAGCAUGGGGGCACCAGGCUUGGGGAGGGGGGGCUUUACGUGGCUGCAGCAGCUGGGGAAGGAAGGGGAGGCCUAGGGGAGAGGCACCACGUGGGUUUUGGGGAACACCCUGGGUGGUGGGGGCGGCUGAGCUGUGGGGCCGGGGUCAUGAGCCAAAUGGAAGAGGAAGUGUUUGGGGGGAGACGGAGCUGGGGAGCCGUCUGGCUGGGGGCCUAGAGGUGAAGCAGGCUGGGGGAGGUCUCGGGCUGACUCAGGAGCUGGGAGGGAUUGGGAAGCGGAGCGGUGAAGAGGCUGGGGAGAUCCUGGAUCUGAGCCCCUGACUGGCAAGUGGCCCCAGCGCCGCACCAGGAUGACAGGCCCAGGCCCUGCCUCUGUUCAGCCACGGGGCCCACGGUUUGUGGCAGGCACAAAACUGGGCAAAACGGCCUCCCAGAGGCCCGUGUGAACACAACGCUCGGCCUCGCUGCCUGAGCCGGCCCUGCCCCAGAACAGCCACUGUGUUACGGUUCAGACCCUGCCUCUCGCGUGCCGAGCCUGGGCUGGCGCGGGCACCUACCUGCAGGACCAUCCCCUGGCCUGCCGCAACCCCCCAAACCCACCCAAAACACCAGCGCUCUGGGGAGUGCCCGGUCUGGCUGCCACCCCUGUGCCAGGCCCGAGGGAACCAGCCCAUAGACAAAGUCCCCUGGCCUUGGCUCUGGGCACAGGCGUGGGAGGGGGUCUCGCCCCAUUCCUGCUGAGCGGUGAUGGUGCCUUACGCGAUGAGACGUGGCGCAGGCCGGUGUGAUGUCGCGUGUGUGCUACAUGGGGCAGCUGGUUUGCGUCAUCUCUCUCCUGCCCUUUUCACCCUGGUAUCUACCCACGCUAUAAUGGCAAAUGUAUUCCUGGAUCAAUAAAGAUACGACUGU
Molecule: messenger RNA, 6545 nt
Organism: Mauremys reevesii (Reeves's turtle)
Lineage: Eukaryota; Metazoa; Chordata; Testudines; Geoemydidae
Gene: SCARA3
Product: scavenger receptor class A member 3
Exons: 7
Coding region: 607-2328 (573 amino acids)
Source: RefSeq, a predicted model, not a curated record